Messenger RNA from Xyrauchen texanus (razorback sucker), 3061 nucleotides. Its product is annotated as aspartate beta-hydroxylase domain-containing protein 2. The record is from RefSeq and is a predicted model, not a curated record. The coding region runs from base 892 to 1995 and encodes 367 amino acids. Lineage: Eukaryota; Metazoa; Chordata; Actinopteri; Cypriniformes; Catostomidae. The transcript has 4 exons.
ACUGUUAUUAUUAUCGCCCGCGUUGAUGUUGUUGGUAGAAGCAUUAGGUUUUAAGGGGUCGUUCACACCGAACACGUUUUCACGUCCUCCGCGCCGUUUUAAUUGUUUUUCUAUGUAAACAUGAACUAGACGGAAGCGUCUCGCUGGUUUUUUUUUUUCAACCUCGCGCACAGGCGCGCCGCGUUUUUAAGACGCGUUGUCACGUUGAAGAAGUCCAACUUUUAAAAACGCGUCUCGAGAAACCUGCGAAAACCCCUCUCUGCCAUUCAUCGACCGGUGUCUAGCUCUUUUUAACGCAAGUACGCUCCUAAUUGUGAAUUUACAAGUACGUUAUGCACCUUUGUUACUUAAACGCCCAGAAUUCACCGAGACGUCGGACAUCUGUCAUGUUGUUUUCUGCCUGGCUGCCUUCGACAUUAGGGACGUCGCCUGAUAGUGUUUUACGGGCAUAAGGGCACUAGGGCGAAAGGGAGGUGUCUGAGAGAGAAGUAUAGAGGCAGGGAAAACGGACGUUGCAAAUCUGUCAGAAAACAAGUGCCGACGCAAUCGGUGUCCUGAAGUGCACCGUGUCUCUCUGUGUUUGUCUGCAUGAGGAGGAGAGGAGCAGCUGAGGUAUCGCACAGCAGCACACUGUCAGUGUCAACAUUUCCAAAUGCAAUAAAUCUGAUAACGGAAAGCGUGUUUGCAUUAACUAAAGCGGUCACCGCAGGAUCAAAUGAUCUCUUUGAUGACGUGGCACGAUGAAAAUGGAGCUGAGGUGCUCUAAGCAAAAAGGGUAUUUAAAAGUUAGGCAAAGGCUGUAACGCCUCAUUGAAAUACCAAAUCAAGUCCUCCAAUGCACAGUCCAACAACGAGACACUCCGCAUCAGCCACUGUAAACCACUCAUAGGGAUGGAGUGGUCUUUAGAGGGAAUGAGGGAGUUGGUGGCAGGUGGCAUGCAGUCUAUACGGGAGUGUGAAUCCAGCGCCCUAGGCACUGCUCUUUGUCUUGCCCUUCUGUUUAUCUGGUACUGCUACCGCGUGGGAUGCGAGCAUGCUGCCCCUUCGCUUCGUGGCGGCUUCACUCCAGAGCAUCGAGGCAGUGCUGUGCCCGGCGGAGUUCUAGCCACGGACCUCUCAGACCAAGGAGGCUCGCUGAAACUCCGUAAGGCCAGCGGAGUCAGUGAUGAAGACCUUAACGGCUUCGCCUACUGCCAGUCACCUGAGUGCUUCCGUUGCACCAAGCCCGGUGAGGGCCUGAACCAGCGGCUCUACCACAGCCUGCAGGAGUACGCCAAACGCUACACCUGGGCCGGCAUGGGUCGUGUGCACAAGGGCGUGCGUGAGCAGGGGCGCUACCUGCUCUGCAGCCGUCCCUCCAUCCAGAAACCAGAGGUCUUUUUCCUGCCAGAUCUUCCCUCUGCUCCCUUCUUCUCACGAGAGGCACAGAAGCACGACGUGGAGCUUCUGGAGAGAAGUUUCCCUGCAUUGCUGGCUGAAUUUGAGAGCGUGUACCGGCUGCCAUCAAAUCGAACCGGCUCUUUAAUUCCACCGGGCUGGAAGGUUAACAGCACACCUCGAGGCCAGUGGUGGACCUUUUAUUUGGUGAACCAGGGGACUCCAAUGGUGCUGAAUGCCAGACGUUGUCCACGGACAUGGAGGGUGCUUGGGCAACUCCGUACCUUUAUUGCUAAUAAUGUUUUUGGCAAUGCCUGCUUCUCAGUGAUCAGCCCCGGAGCCACCAUCACUGAGCACUACGGUCCAACCAACGUACGCCUGCGAUGCCAUCUUGGACUGAAGGUGCCCUCUGGUUGUGAAUUGAUAGUUGGUGGAGAGCCGCAGUGUUGGUCUAAGGGAAGCUGUCUGCUGUUUGACGAUUCUUUUCUUCACACUGCAUUUCAUGAUGGUUCUGCAGAAGAUGGUCCAAGAGUUGUAUUCAUGGUGGACCUCUGGCAUCCAAAUGUGGCAGCAGCUGAAAGACAGGCACUGGACUACAUCUUCACCCCUGGACGCUGAUAGAAUGUGGAGGGAGAAAAAAGAUUUCUGUUGAAUAACAACGCGGGAAAUGCGAUAAAUGGCAAAGUUCAAUGAGUGUAAUGGGAAAGAAUAUGGUGGUAAGCACAUUGCUUACUUCCUCUAGUAAAUGUAACUUUCUAGUAUACAACUUUCCCUAAAGUAGAGACUUUGAUGUACCAUCACUAUUGGAAAUGUUAAAUGUUUACAGACCACUUGAAGUCUAACCUUAGCAAAAACCUUUGUGUGACCGUUGCUUGAGACGAAGCUCUUGAAUCUCCCUGCGAGUUAGCUGCAAUAUGCAGGGUCUCGUUAUACCCAAUGAGUGUCAAUUCACCAAAAGCAUUGACAGUCAAACGCACAUGGAAAUGCACUUUCUUUUCCAACUCUGAUUGCUAUAGCCAGGUAGGAUUGUAUAGGAAGCACAGUACAAUGUUUAGUCUGUACAUUUUUACUGAAGUCAAGCUCACAUAAACAGUCAUAAAACGACUUAAGCAGCAUUGACAUGGGAUUUGAUGUUUACUUGCAUAGAUAUAUGGCAGAGAUGUUGUGAAGGGAAGCACUACAAGCUAAUGUGUAAAAUUACCUCCAUAAAACGCACUAGUGGCAAGUUAUUUUGCCAUGCCUAAGCCAGGGUCGGAUCAUUCCGAUUAGGACGAAAACAAAGCACGUCAAAUUAGCCUGCUUUACACUUUACUCUUUCCUACCCUGAAUUUUCCAAUAAAAUCAAAACACGGAUCAAUCGCUUUGUAUUUCUGUACAACAACAGUGGGACACAGUGCUUGUUAUUUUUCAGAAAACGAUAUUAUGGCUGUUUAUAUGUGCUAGGUUCAACCUUAUUGUGCUUUGUUGUACUGCUUGUAAACAGAGCUUUCGUGGUUGUUGCAUUGAUAUUGGCACAUUCCUUUUGUAAGACGACAGACCGUUUUGAGACAGUUUCGUGAUAAGUGACAUUUUAUAUCAUUGUGUGACUUUUGGAGAUGCAAAUCAAUUUUAUGAUGUUCCUACUUCCAUGUUUCCAAUUAUGUGCCAUGGACGCGUAAUUCUGUAGAUUUAAUAAAGAACUGAU